AUAAUUAAAAAGGUGUUUUCAGUUGUCUACAAAGUUCACCUCAUGCGGAACCAAAAAAAAGGUGUUGUUGUGUUUACCCGGAACUCUUGUCGGUCGGACCAAGUGAGCGGAAGUUGUGUUCCUUGCUUGCGGAGGUCAAGUAGAAUUGGGACAUCGAGAAUAAAGCGUGGACUGAGGAGCAGCUCCUAAACAUCAAACAUGGCGAAGAAAAAGCGACUUCGCCUCAUCGCAGAAAUGGCUCGGAAGAUCCGGGCGUACCGGGAGCUCAAGUCCCGGCCCCGGGACUCCCAGAGGUUCGCCCUGGACUAUGAGACGAUGAAGCGGCCUCUAACCGGGAAGAUGCUGCCGGUUCUGGCCUGGCAGGAUGUCCACAGGGAGAGUCGCCUAUUCUCUUUGUUGGCAGGCAUGAGGAUGUUCGGGGUUGGUCGCCUCUUUACCCGCAAGUCCUGGCUGGAGGACCACCCAGAGCCCAGCUAUUGGGAGAUCACCAAGGUCAAGGUGGACUACACGGCAGAGAACAUGGAUCAUGGCAAGGCAUGGGGGGUCCUCACCUACAAAGGAAACAAGGAGAGCGAGGUCAAGGAGGUGGACAAGGUGAUGUACCAUGACUGGCGCUUGGUUCCCAAAUACAUGGAGCAACAGCUGAAGGACUUUCAGCCACUCCCCGAGCCACCCGUGCAGUACGUCCCUUUCCCUCCCCUGCUCCGCGCCAUGAUGCUGGCAGAACACAAGAAAGCAUUCGGCCGCAUGUUGGCUGAGGAGCCGGCUUUGCCUUUAAAGAGGGACGUCCUGCUCAACAGAGACUAUUUCACCAAUCUGGAACAAGAGAGGCAGAGGACAGAGGGGACAGCGGUGUGAUACUCCUGGUUCAGAAGCGGAAAAUCUUCGACACUUUGGACAAAAAUCAGUGUGAAGAAGUCAUAACUUCUUCUGUCCUUGUACACUGAAGCCCUCGCCUCAAUGUCUGGCUAAAUAACGUUGGUUCUCUGCUUCUUUCAUCUGAAGCAGGCUUCUCUAUGUAAAUGUGUCUGUGUGAUGUGGUUAAUAUAAAAUUUGAGAUCAAAUAUAGCUGUGAUCAUUGUA
Messenger RNA from Acanthopagrus latus (yellowfin seabream), 1083 nucleotides. RefSeq names its product mitochondrial ribosomal protein S34 (gene mrps34). NCBI's taxonomy places the organism in Eukaryota, Metazoa, Chordata, Actinopteri, Spariformes, Sparidae. The coding region runs from base 199 to 858 and encodes 219 amino acids. Gene Ontology annotation, cellular component: mitochondrion; mitochondrial small ribosomal subunit. The transcript has 4 exons. The record is from RefSeq and is a predicted model, not a curated record. Gene Ontology annotation, molecular function: structural constituent of ribosome. Gene Ontology annotation, biological process: mitochondrial translation.